Erythranthe guttata (spotted monkey flower) is the source of this 2970-nucleotide messenger RNA. RefSeq names its product lectin protein kinase family protein. Gene Ontology annotation, biological process: recognition of pollen; protein phosphorylation. The record is from RefSeq and is a predicted model, not a curated record. NCBI's taxonomy places the organism in Eukaryota, Viridiplantae, Streptophyta, Magnoliopsida, Lamiales, Phrymaceae. Gene Ontology annotation, molecular function: protein serine/threonine kinase activity; ATP binding.
AAAAGAAAAAAGUAAAGACCUGCAAAUUAACGUACGAGAUACGAGCGCCACAGCUUCUCUCUCUAUCUCUCUCUCUCUCUCUAAAUUUCAGACAUAUAAAGUCAAAGUCUUCACCAGCGAUACACGCACAAAAACACAGUAAACUGUGUAUAUGUAUCUAUCUAUGUCUUUCUCCUCAACUCUCAAUCCUCUAUCUGCUGUGUUUGUUUUUGUAAUUUACUAAAUAAAGCUCUGAUCUUUAUCUGUGUGUAUAUAAUGAAAUGAAGCUUCCACGGUGGUUACCCCUUUUCCUCCUCCUCCUCGCAACCACCACUUCCGCCGUAGAUAUCCUUCCCGGCGCCACCCUCUCCGCUUCCGACCCCAACUCUAAGUGGACUUCCCCAAACAACACCUUCGCCCUCACCUUCGUACCAGACCCCACCGCCGCCUCUCCACAAACCCUCAUCGCCGCCGUCACAUACAACAACAUAACCAUCUGGCAAGCCGGACCCACCACCAACUCCUCCGCCGUCCUCCGCCUCCUCCCCUCCGGCGACCUCCAGCUCCUCCCGACCCCCACCUCCACCACCCCCCUCUGGUCCUCCGCCACAGCCAACCUCGGCGUCUCCGCCGCCUCCCUCGAAGACUCCGGCAAUUUCGUACUCAAGAACUCCUCCGGCGCCGCCGUGUGGUCGUCCUUCGACCGUCCAACCGACACCAUCGUUCCCACGCAGAAAUUCAACACCAGCCACACCCUCUCAUCCGGGCUGUACUCAUUCAAGAUUCAGACAAAUGGGAACCUCACACUUUCAUGGAACAACACCGUUAUCUACUACAACUCCGGCCUCAAUUCCACCACAAAUUCAAACCUAACAAACCCUAACCUCGACAUUAUCUCCACCGGCAUCCUUACCCUCUCCGAUCCCACGCUCUCGAGCCCGCAAAACUUAGCCUACGCCAGCGAUUUCGACGGCGAAGGCGAAAUUAUGAGGUUUGUGAAAUUAGACAAUGAUGGGAAUUUAAGGAUUUACAGUUCCGUAAAAGGGAGUGGAACCGUAAACCCGAGAUGGGCCGCUGUAAGCGAUCAGUGUCAGGUUUUCGCGUUCUGUGGCAACAUGGGAAUAUGCAGUUACAACGACACCUAUCCAAUCUGCGGGUGCCCUUCGCUGAACUUCGAAUUCAACGAUGUUAGAGAUACUAGGAAAGGCUGUAAGAGAAAAGUGGAGCUCCAAGAUUGUCCUGGGGGAGAAACUAUGCUGCAGUUGGAUCAUUCCAAGUUCUUGAAUUUCCAACCCGAAAUGACUUUCCAAGGCAUUUCUGCUUGUAGGCUCAAUUGUCUCGUCGGGCCUUGCAUUGCUUCAACUGCUCUUGCAGAUGGAUCGGGGCAGUGUUACACAAAGUCGAGUAACGAUUUUGUAGUUGGCUACCAUUCCCCGGCCAUUCCUAGUACUUCGUUUGUUAAGGUUUGUCCGCCGGUGCAGCCUAAUCCAAAUCCAUCUCUCGGUUUAUCGGGCGGUGAUGGGAGGAAUAGGUGGAGGUUGAGGGCUUGGGUGGUGGUGGUGGCGGUUUUGGCUUCGGUUAUCGGAUUGUUAGCUGUGGAAGGCGGUUUGUGGUGGUGGUGCUUCCGAAACAGCCCCAAAUUCGGUGCGCUAUCCGCCCAAUACGCACUUCUUGAAUACGCAUCCGGUGCACCGGUGCAAUUCUCUUACAAGGAGCUCCACAAGGCGACUAAAGGGUUCAAGGAGAAGCUCGGUGAAGGAGGAUUCGGAGUGGUGUACAAAGGGGUUCUUGCUAAUCGAACCGUAGCUGCGGUGAAGCAAUUAGAAGGGAUCGAACAAGGCGAAAAGCAAUUCCGAAUGGAAGUAGCUACCAUUAGUAGCACCCAUCAUUUGAAUUUGGUGAGAUUGAUUGGAUUUUGCUCGGAGGGUCGCCAUAGGCUACUAGUAUACGAGUUCAUGAAAAACGGGUCCCUCGAUAAUUUCCUCUUUACAUCCGAUUCGUCCGAGGAGCAAUCGGGUAAGCAUUUGAAUUGGGAGUGUAGGUACAACAUUGCACUCGGUACCGCAAGAGGGAUAACGUACCUUCAUGAGGAAUGUAGGGAUUGCAUUGUACACUGCGAUAUCAAGCCAGAGAAUAUUCUUCUCGACGAAAAUUUCCACGCAAAAGUUUCGGAUUUCGGUCUUGCGAAACUCGUUAAUCCGAAGGAUCAUAGGUAUAGGACUUUGACGAGCGUGAGGGGUACGAGGGGUUAUUUGGCCCCCGAAUGGAUUGCUAAUCUUCCAAUAACUUCGAAAUCGGACGUGUACAGUUACGGAAUGGUAUUGAUGGAGAUUGUGAGUGGGAAGAGGAAUUUCGAAGUGUCGGGCCAAACGGGACAUAAGAAGUUUACAGUGUGGGCUUAUGAGGAGUUCGAGAAGGGUAAUUUCGAGGCAAUUGUGGAUCGGAGGAUUUACGGUGGUGAGAUUGAUAUCGAGCAAGUUAAGAGAGUGAUUGAAGUUAGUUUUUGGUGCAUUCAAGAACAGCCUUCUCAAAGGCCUAUGAUGGGGAAAGUUGUUCAAAUGCUGGAAGGGGUUGUGGAGAUCGAUAAGCCGCCGCCACCUAAGGCCGCGACGGCGGUUGGUGGUGGAGAAGGAUCUGUGGCGGGAAAUAGUGUCACAGGCAGUAGCUUUAGCGUUGUCUCUACUUUUGCGGCUUCGAUGCCGCUGCCUUCUUCUUCGUCGUCGGGGAAGCUUGGGGAUCGUGCAUCGUCUUCGUUACUAUAUUCCGAGACGAAGUGAGGGAAUUUUUAGUACAUUGUAACAAGCAAACAGAAGAAAAAACUUGUAUCUUGCAAGUUCUCUUUCUCAUUGUUGUAAUAUUUAAGGUUAAUCAAAUUUUUUUACCUGUUGUAAUAAAAUUGUAUCAAGAAAAUGAUAAACUGAGGAAUUGUAAUUAGUGUUGCAUAUUUAUUAAAGGUGUUUUUUCUUUCCCAAUAAAUAAUGGAACAUUCUG